Messenger RNA from Megachile rotundata (alfalfa leafcutting bee), 1224 nucleotides. Its product is annotated as serine/threonine-protein phosphatase 2A activator. Gene Ontology annotation, biological process: mitotic spindle organization. Gene Ontology annotation, cellular component: cytoplasm; protein phosphatase type 2A complex; nucleus. Gene Ontology annotation, molecular function: peptidyl-prolyl cis-trans isomerase activity; protein tyrosine phosphatase activator activity. The record is from RefSeq and is a predicted model, not a curated record. Lineage: Eukaryota; Metazoa; Arthropoda; Insecta; Hymenoptera; Megachilidae.
AAGUGUUUUGCAACGUCGUUCUCGAGUAUUAUUUGAGUACAUUGCCUUAUUUUUUAAAAACGAUUUAAAGUAUUCAUAUUUCUAUGCAGAAUAAUAAUUGAUUUUCAAAAUAUCUACCAUGUCAACGUCAAAUGAACGUGCAAGAAGAGGACCAGUAUCACCGGAUGACCAUGAAUUUGUUGUUCCAAAAAAGUCAGUUAAAACACCAACUGACAUGGCAAUUUGGGAAAAGUCAGAAGCAUAUUUUGAAUACUUGGGGUUUAUACUAGCUUUAAAUGAGUCAGUUCAGGGAAAGGCUUUAAAUGUUGAAUGCCCACAUAGUCCUAUAAUAGACAAUAUUAUACAAAUGCUUAAUGAAUUUGAUGAAUGGAUAACACAAAUACCUCCAACUGAACAACCUCAACGGUUUGGUAACAAAUCAUUUAGAAUAUGGCAUGAAAGAUUACAACAGAAUGGAGUGGAAGAAUUACAAAAAGUAUUGCCAGAAAAAUUAUAUAGAGCAGUCCCAGAGAUAGUAGAAUAUUUGUAUGAAGGUUUUGGUAAUGCAACACGUAUAGAUUAUGGUACAGGACAUGAAAUGGCAUUUUUGAUGUUUCUGUGUUGCAUGUUCAAAAUUGGUGCUUUCAAACAGGAGGAUAAAGUUGCAGUAGUUGUUAAAAUAUUUAAUAGAUAUCUUGAAUUAGUUCGCAGAUUGCAAUUAACAUACAGAAUGGAACCAGCAGGUAGUCAUGGUGUUUGGAGUUUAGAUGACUACCAAUUUGUUCCUUUUAUAUGGGGGAGUGCUCAGCUAAUUGGUCAUCCUCGUAUAGAACCUCGUCAUUUUGUUGAUCAGGACAUUGUUGAAUCAUUCAGCAAGCAGUAUAUGUUCCUUGGUUGCAUUCAAUUCAUUUCAAAGGUAAAGACAGGUCCAUUUGCUGAGCAUUCCAAUCAAUUAUGGAAUGUUAGUGCAGUGUCCUCAUGGGUCAAAGUAAACAGUGGUCUUAUUAAAAUGUACAAAGCUGAGGUUUUAGCGAAAUUUCCUGUUAUUCAACAUGUUUUAUUUGGAUCUUUAUUACCGAUAAAGCAAGCUUCUAUGCCACCUGUUUGCAAAGAUCCUCGUAAAGAACAAUCUGAACGACUACCGCCGCCUCCGCAGUAACGAUAUUUAAUGAAUAUGCUUUAUACUUGUUGAUGUAGAUUGUAAUAAAUAUUCAUUAUUUAUAAUAAAACUGUACACUGCGAUUA